Molecule: messenger RNA, 2068 nt
Organism: Phalaenopsis equestris
Lineage: Eukaryota; Viridiplantae; Streptophyta; Magnoliopsida; Asparagales; Orchidaceae
Exons: 9
Coding region: 113-1510 (465 amino acids)
Molecular function (GO): microtubule binding
Source: RefSeq, a predicted model, not a curated record
UUACCCUUCGUUGCUCCUUUCCAUAUCCUCCCUUUCAGUAACGCUCCGGCGAUCCUCAUUCUCCUCUCGCCGGCGAACGUAUUCAGAAUCCUCGUCGGAGGGUAGUUUCGCUAUGGAAUGCGUCACCCUGAUCGAUAUUUCAUCGGAGGACGAUCUUCUUAUACCGUCAUCCUCGCACGUCUUGGAGUCCAUGGGUCACCGAGCGGAAUUCUGCUUCAACACUACUUCUUGCUACCACACUUUGUUUUUUACUUUUCCAAGUAAUCAGAUUUCCGCCUACAAAGGAUCCGAGACUUUUAGUAAUCUGGAAGCUGAAAAUAUAGAGAGGGUGAGCAACCAAAUGGAGCAACUUUCUGAACUUUCUGAAUCUCCACAGCAAAAGUGCAGGUCUGGUAGGUACAGCUUGCGCAAAAGUUUAGCUUGGGAUAGUGAAUUUUUCACUGGUGAAGGUGUUCUCGAUCAUGAAGAGCUUGCAAUCUACAAUUCCACGUAUAGCAAGGCUAUUGGACUCAAGUUACCGGGAAUUCACGAGGAAUUUAGAAAAUCGGUGGAGUCAACCUCUACAUUGGGUAGUGAAAGUCGAGCAUUGGAAAAGCUUGAAGUUGAUUUGCUUGAGAAUCUUAGAACUUCUAGUAAGAGGAUGCUGGUUGCCUCAAAUCAAACUCCCAAUAAUGAACAACUCAAGCCAGAUAAACCACACCCGAUAAGUUUGAAGAAACUUGAUUUUUCAUCUCAAACCAAGGUUGCAUCUGGAAAUAUGCAAUCAAAGUCGUCAAAUAAACCAACACAUAUGUCAUCAACAACUCCUUUGCGCACGGUGAAUGGAAAAUGCAGUUCGUCUGUGAUGAACAAGAAAAUAAAAAACAAUAGUGAAAAGGCUUUCACCGAAAUUAUGUCGAAGCGGCAAACCACUCCUGCUCUUAAUAAGUCAAAAAAGGAUCCAGCCAUGGCCCCCAGGUUAAUUCCAUCAAAGGAAUCUAGUCUCCGCACGCCUCAAUCCGUCUGUAAGUCAUUAUCAGCUCUGUGCUCUUCGUCGACUCGCCCAGCCAUUUGUUCAUCCGAUUCAAGUUUGUCUCGCCUCGCGAUCUUGAGAAGUUCUUCGAGAAACCCCACCUGUUCUUCCUCGAGUUUUUCCAGUAGAACUCCAUUAAAGAGUACAAGAAACAGAACUGGAUCAGCAAAUCAAAUCUGCCAUUCUAGUUUAGGGAAGUCUGCAUUACUGCUCUCAAAGCUUUCUCCGUGUAGUUCUAUAGACAGUUUUCUUUCAGAAUCUUCUUCACAGGCAUCUACUUCCACAAAGCACAGCAACUCUUUAAAAGCUUCUAUCGGCGGGUCUUCGUCUUCUUCUUCGAUAGCAGUUUGCGCCUCUCAGAAAUCAGGCGGUUUGCGGCCUCACUCAUUCACUGGAAAUCAUUCUAAAAUCCCCUCGAAAUUCGAUUUGGAUACGAAAGGAACGACAAAAUUAGGACUACGAAUGCCUGCCGAGGCCACAAAUCGGUUACUUCGAUAAGGACAAAACUCUCCUCCAUGGAUCAAACAAUCAUCUGCAAAGGAGCAGUUUGGGUAAGACAAAUGGGAUUACUGACACCUCUGCACUGAACAAACCCAAACCUAUCAAUCCUCCAUUAAUGAGAUCUGGAGCACCUCCAUCCUUACCGAACCAUAAAUCAAAAUCCACAGAGAAAACUUCCGAAGGAAACUGGAAGAAGUUGAAGAAAAAAAUUGAACAAACUAAUCUUCUUCAGGAACUCCAUGAGAGCGAGUUGCAGAGACUUAAUGGCCCAGCUUCCCUGAUGAAUGUCAAGCAGGCGAAGUUGCAGAGUGAGAAGGAGAACUUACGCCCUGAUGUAAAAACUGAAUGUCAGAGCAAAACUGUAACAAUGCUGGAGGGAAUGGUUUCUUCUCUUUCACUUUCUGAGGUAAAUGAUCUUAGUUUCAGAGAUUAGCUUCAGAUUUGAUUUGAUUUUCAUUAUUUUUCUUUAAUUUUAGUACUGAAUCAGGAACAAAUCCAACAGAAAAAUAUUGUUGGAAUUAACUGAAACGUUUGUGGAAGGGUUUUAUGAUGAUA